AACAUGGCUGACGAGUCGGGGGAAGUAAACACAGCUGUUGAGGAUGGAGAAGCAAAACAACAGCAAGAUGAAACCGAAGUUUCUGACGACGCCAUCGAAGGAGAGUCCGGUGACAGGAGCGGGCAGGAGCGGGAGGAGAAGUCGGCUCCGGCGGCGGGAGAGAGCAGCUGGUCGGCUCCCAUCCUGUCGCUCGCGCGGAAGGCCACGGAGACGAUCAGCAGCGGGGUGAGCUACGCCGCUGCCCAGAGAAACCCUUCACAAGGCUCCGCUGCUAGCUCUCCUACUGAAAGAGAGCCCGAAAAUGAUGUCAGCAGCACUUCUAAAAAACUUCCAGUUCUACCCCCCAAAGAUCCCAUGGCAAUAGAAAGAUCCAACCUUCUCAGCAUGUUGAAGUUGAGCAUUAAAGUAUUGAUUCAGUCCUCAUUGAAUCUGGGCAGGACGCUGGACUCGGAUUACCCUCCUCUGCAGCAGUUCUUUAUAGUCCUCGAACAUUGCCUCAAACAUGGUCUGAAAGCCAAGAAAUCCUUCAUUGGCCAGAAUAAGUCUAUAUGGGGACCCCUGGAGCUGGUUGAGAAGUUGUGUCCAGAUUCUGCUAACAUUGCCACAAGUGCCAGAGACCUGCCGGGCAUUAAGACAGGUUUGGGGAGAGGAAGGGCUUGGCUGCAUUUAGCACUGAUGCAAAAGACAAUGGCUGACUACAUAAAGGCUUUGCUGGACCGCAGAGAUCUUCUGAGUGAGUUUUAUGACUCUGGAGCAUUAAUGUUGGAGGAGGAGGGGGCUGUGAUGGGGGGACUCUUGGUGGGUCUUAAUGUAAUUGAUGCCAACCUUUGUAUUAAAGGGGAGGAUCUUGAUUCUCAGGUGGGAGUCAUCGACUUCUCUCUUUAUCUCAAAGACCCUGCAAACAGUGAGACUCCAAAAGAUGACGCUAAGAUGACAGCCAUAUUAGAUCAGAAGCACUACAUUGAGGAGCUGAAUCGUCACCUCAGUGGCACCGUCACUGACCUACAGGCCAAGAUGGAUUCUCUAGAGAGGACCAACAGCAAACUUGUUGAGGAGCUGACAGCAGCAACAGACCGCAUCAACUCUCUGCGGGAGGAACAGGAAAACCUAAGAAAGGAAAAUGAGUCCAUCUUGCAGUCCAGCCAGAAGAAGGAAGAGGCGGCCCUUCAGGACAGCCAGGUGGAACUGGAGACAUAUAAACAGACUCGACAGGGCCUGGAUGAGAUGUACAAUGUAGUCUGGAAGCAGUAUAAGGAGGAAAAGCGGAUCCGCCAGGAGCUGGAGCGUGAGUUGGAGCUCCAGGUGGGCCUGAAGCAGGAGAUGGAGGUGGCCAUGAAGCUGCUGGAGAAAGACACACAUGAAAAACAGGAUGCACUGGCAGCCCUGCGUCUGCAGCUUGACCAAGUCAAGACUCUUAAUGUGCAAAUGUUCCACAAAGCUCAGGACUCUCAGCGAGAGGCAGAAAAGAAGCAGGCCGAGGCUUUGCAGCUGGAGCAGAAGAUGAAUGAUAUGGAGAAAUCCAUGAAAGAACUAGAGCAGAGACUGCAGAACUCAGAACGACAGCGCAAACAAAGUGACCAAUCAGACAAAGAUAUGAAGGUGGAACUGGAAGGGAAAGUCGAAGCUCUGCAGAAACAACUGACUGACCUGGACACAUUAAGGCUGGGUUUGGAGAAUGAACUGCGUUCAGAGAGGGAGCAGAGACAAAGCCUGCAGAAGGCUCUGCAGCGGGAACAGGACAACAGCAUCGAGCUCCGCACACAGCUGCAACAACUCCAGGGCCUGCAAGCGGAGCUGCAGGAUUUGAAGCAGGAGAAGCAGCAGCUGCAGCAGACAUGUGAGCAGCAGGAACAGGCUCUGCAGGAAAUGGGACUUCAUCUCAGCCAGUCUAAACUUAAGAUGGAGGACUUCAAGGAGGUAAACAAAGCUCUAAAGGGCCAUGCCUGGCUUAAAGACGAUGAGGCCACUCAAUGCAAGCAAUGUCAGAAAGAAUUCUCCAUCGCACGCAGAAAGCAUCACUGCAGAAACUGUGGAGACAUCUACUGCAACAGCUGUUCCAGUAAUGAGCUGGCCUUACCCUCCUACCCUCGGCCUGUGCGGGUGUGCGAUAUGUGCCACGCCCUCCUGCUGCAGAGAAGCUCCUCCACAGGUUCCUGACAAAACACCUACAAGAGCUUUCUCACACAGUGUAACCAUCUGCCAUGAUUACUAAUGACCAUGUUACAGGAAAGCGUAUCAUCAAAUCUUAGGGAAAUCUGAUUUGGUGUUCGGUUUCCACCGUUACCUGAAAUUCAGGAACAACAGUUAAUCUGUAUUAAACAGGGGUGACAUCUAACACUGAUGGCAUGAGCUAAUAUACUUUAUACUGACUGUUAAAGGAGACCAGCUUAGUAUAAUCAUGGGAGAGCUGUUUCUUUAUGCUGGGAAAACAUCAGUUUGACAUUUGGUACCAUAUAAAAUGAUCCUUUCAAAGGUAUGUAAUUCUUCUAAUUCAAACAGCGUGUAGAGUAGGACCCGGGGCAGUGCCAUGAAGUGGGAUCAGAGGGUAAGCCUUCUCUAUCGAGCCUAAAGUUUGUUUCAGGGUCCUACAGCUGGUUCAUUAAAAAAAUGCUGAAUCCCAACCCCAAAGUCAACAAAAUGGGCAGACAACACAGCAGUUACUUUACUCACUUUUGGCUUAUUGUGAGCUGUUUAAGCCUACAUCGCCUUUAACAUUGCCAUUCUUUAAAAGGAUCCACUUCCGCUUUGUGCAUCUGUGCUUGUGACCGUUCAUGAGGAAUUACACUGUCUCGAAUCCCCCCUCUAUCUUGCUGAGGCCAUGGAAGUGUUCUGUGCUUGAGCACGACAUGGAGCACUCACACUAGUAAUGCAAACUGAAUUUUAGGGUCAGAUGUGCCUGGUCAUGUUGACUCAGAUUACUAAGUGAGUGCCUUCACACAAAUCUUGGUUGGUGCCAGGUUAUGUUCAGAGCUUCAGCUUUCUAUCAGCUGUAAAGUGUAGAAAUGUCCUCAGAUAGUACAGUUUGACAAAUUCAGUUUAAAUUUCUGCAGAUGAUCUAUACAGUAAAAGAAUCAUGAAGGCAUAUCCAAAUAAAUCUGUUUCUAUCAUUAUAAAAAUUCCAUAUAAAUAUGGUUUUAAAACAAAAUUAAAAUGAUUGUAUUUAUGCAUAAUUUCCUAUUAAUAAACCGGACUUUGAUUUGGCCAGAUUAAGUUAUUUUUCUUGUAUUUUACAGAGCUGUACUAUCCAACUUACCCUUGCUUACAGUUCCAGACUAUAGCACUGAAAUCUCGUGUACUUUUAUUUGUUCCAGUUGUUCUGUUAGAACUACAGUGGAGGCACAACCAGAUUGUGGGAUGGAAAUCUUAAGUUUAUGAAAUGGCCCACGCCAUCUGUGAAGCAGUAAUUUUACUAUAACGUUUUUAUUCAUUAUUGACUUAAAAGUUCCUCUUCUUGUGACACUUCAAAGGGAGUAAAGCCGGACUUUGAGAGAUUAUAACCAGCUCUGUGAAAAUCUCAACAACUUCAGUUUUGUUGAGCUGUCUUACUCAAAAAAGCCAGAUUAGGAUGAACUUGCUUCGUGGCACUACCUUGUAGUCCCCCCAGCCACUGUUGGUGUGCAGCUUUUGUUGUGGAUCCUUUGUGUAGCUGGUUUUUAGACCUAACAUGUAAUUUACUUUGAUAUUGUUCAUGUUGUCAUGCAUCUUCUAUGUAACAGUUUUUACUGCUGUGGCCCCACUGCUGGAAACAUCAAGUUCUUAUGUAAAUGACUGUAGAAUGUUAACAAAUCAACUAUUUUAGAAUGUAUUAUAACACUGAUUUUGUGGAUUGUGUUAAUUGCUACAAAGCCAUUUUCUUAAUUGGACAAUGGUGACCAAAAGUUUUAUAUCUAGAUAUUUGAUAAAUGAAUUAAAGCGCCUGUUUCUCAAA
Messenger RNA from Cheilinus undulatus (humphead wrasse), 3928 nucleotides. It is a transcript of the gene rufy1, whose product is annotated as RUN and FYVE domain containing 1. Lineage: Eukaryota; Metazoa; Chordata; Actinopteri; Labriformes; Labridae. Gene Ontology annotation, cellular component: cytoplasm. Gene Ontology annotation, molecular function: metal ion binding. Gene Ontology annotation, biological process: protein transport; regulation of endocytosis. The transcript has 17 exons. The record is from RefSeq and is a predicted model, not a curated record. The coding region runs from base 4 to 2157 and encodes 717 amino acids.